Messenger RNA from Anthonomus grandis grandis, 1674 nucleotides. RefSeq names its product mucin-2-like. The coding region runs from base 118 to 1674 and encodes 518 amino acids. The record is from RefSeq and is a predicted model, not a curated record. The transcript has 4 exons. Lineage: Eukaryota; Metazoa; Arthropoda; Insecta; Coleoptera; Curculionidae.
ACGAGUACCUUGUUCAAUAAUUAAAUAUAAAAAAGAAAUAAGAGGGAAUACAAUCAGUUUUCCACUUAUUGUUGCGCGUUAGUUGAGCAACACUUAAGUGCAUUUGAUGGUGGCAAAAUGAUACUGAUUGGGUGUGUCUUGGCCAUAUUGGCCCUAGCUGAACAAAGUGCAGCAUACAGCUGUCCGACUUGCUACAAGUCCGCCUGUUUAACCGACAACGUCCCCCGGUUAAAAUGCACAAGAACCGCCACCGUACUACCCCUGAGUGAAAUUACAAUUAAUUUAACCGAGAAUACGGAAUACGGUUGCUUGGAACUCGAGUAUAUUGAAGAUGGCAAGCAACAACACCUUAAGCAGUGCGUAACGAGCAAUGAGGAAGACGAUCUUUGUGAGAUUUUUAAAAAGAAUUUAAAUGUUACAUUCUGUAAUCUGGUUAAGCAAUCUGGCAACCUUGUCAUCAAAGAUUAUAAUAUUGCUACGGACGCUCCAAGUACAACCACAAGUCCUACGGACACUCCGAGUAAAACCACAAGUCCUACGGACACUCCGAGUAAAACCACAAGUCCUACGGACACUCCAACGACAACCACAAGUCCUACGGACACUCCGAGUAAAACCACAAGUCCUACGGACACUCCGAGUAAAACCACAAGUCCUACGGACACUCCGAGUAAAACCACAAGUCCUACGGACACUCCGAGUAAAACCACAAGUCCUACGGACACUCCAACGACAACCACAAGUCCUACGGACACUCCGAGUAAAACCACAAGUCCUACGGACACUCCGAGUAAAACCACAAGUCCUACGGACACUCCAACGACAACCACAAGUCCUACGGACACUCCGAGUAAAACCACAAGUACUACGGACACUCCGAGUAAAACCACAAGUCCUACGGACACUCCGAGUAAAACCACAAGUCCUACGGACACUCCGAGUAAAACCACAAGUUCUACGGACACUCCGAGUAAAACCACAAGUCCUACGGACACUCCAACGACAACCACAAGUCCUACGGACACUCCGAGUAAAACCACAAGUCCUACGGACACUCCAACGACAACCACAAGUCCUACGGACACUCCGAGUAAAACCACAAGUACUACGGACACUCCGAGUAAAACCACAAGUCCUACGGACACUCCGAGUAAAACCACAAGUCCUACGGACACUCCAACGACAACCACAAGUCCUACGGACACUCCAACGACAACCACAAGUCCUACGGACACUCCGAGUAAAACCACAAGUACUACGGACACUCCGAGUAAAACCACAAGUCCUACGGACACUCCGAGUAAAACCACAAGUCCUACGGACACUCCAACGACAACCACAAGUCCUACGGACACUCCAACGACAACCACAAGUCCUACGGACACUCCGAGUAAAACCACAAGUUCUACGGACACUCCGAGUAAAACCACAAGUCCUACGGACACUCCGAGUAAAACCACAAGUCCUACGGACACUCCAACGACAACCACAAGUCCUACGGACACUCCGAGUAAAACCACAAGUCCUACGGAUCCUACGGACACUCCGAGAACAACCACGAGUCCUACGGACACUCCGAGUACAACCACGAGUCCUACGGACACUCCGAGUACAACCACGAGUCCUACGGACACUCCGAGUACAACCACGAGUCCUACGGACACUCCGAGUUAA